GAAGUUUAACAUUUACCAAAAAAAGUGAAAAAAAAAGAGUAGUAAUUAAGAAAAAAAAAACACAAAGAUGGCUUCUUCUCUGCUUGCAAAACUUCUUAUCCUCACCACUCUUGUAACAAUAUCGGUAAUCUCCAGAGCCAACGAAGAGCUAAUGAUGCAACAAUGCCACAACUCCGACAAUCCCACAUUAUGUCUUCGCUGUCUGAACUCCGACCCUACUUCUCCGGAAGCCGACAAUGUCGGAGUGGCUCGAAUCAUCCUCAGAUGCGUCAACUCUCACCUCCUCACCCUCACCAACAACACUUCCGCUUUAGCCUCGAAGCACCACCGUAACCCCAAAGCUGCAGCCGCGUUGAAACAAUGUGGUUUAGGUUACGCAAUGGCUAAGCGUGGCGUCGGUGAGGCCGACGCUCACUUGAUAGCCGGAGAUUACGACAAGGCUGCGUAUGACGUCAGCGCGACGGUGGAGGCUCCUCCGGUCACGUGCCGUGCCAGUCUCGUGACACUUGGCAUCAAUUUGCCUUCAAGUUUCCGUUACCAUACAGAGGUUUACUUGGCGUUGACUCAAGCUCUGCUCAGGAUCAUUGACCGCUUCUAGACUUACUUAUAUGUAAUCAAUGCCUUUAAUUAUUGUAUGUCUAAGCCGGAUUUUUAAAUUAAGUUUGCUUCUUCUUUUUUCUCAUCCUUUCAAGAUUGAAUGAAAAUGAGAAAAAAAGAGUGAGAAUGUUGUUUAAUUUUCAUUUUAAUCAUCUCCAUCCAUCACAAAGAAUAUUAAAUACCAACAAACUCUGUUUU
Eutrema salsugineum is the source of this 795-nucleotide messenger RNA. RefSeq lists its product as uncharacterized. The coding region runs from base 68 to 598 and encodes 176 amino acids. Gene Ontology annotation, molecular function: pectinesterase inhibitor activity. Gene Ontology annotation, biological process: negative regulation of catalytic activity. Lineage: Eukaryota; Viridiplantae; Streptophyta; Magnoliopsida; Brassicales; Brassicaceae. The record is from RefSeq and is a predicted model, not a curated record. The transcript has a single exon.